Amphibalanus amphitrite is the source of this 2851-nucleotide messenger RNA. RefSeq lists its product as uncharacterized. The record is from RefSeq and is a predicted model, not a curated record. NCBI's taxonomy places the organism in Eukaryota, Metazoa, Arthropoda, Thecostraca, Balanomorpha, Balanidae. The coding region runs from base 209 to 1414 and encodes 401 amino acids. The transcript has 5 exons.
ACUGGCUACCCCUGGAACAACGUGACUAGCUUGCGCCAAGAUACCUAUAAGAAUUAAGAAACGCUUGCGCAAGGCUAUAGGGGCUAUAGAUAAAGCGGUAACCGUCCCUGAAUUACCAGAAAAAUUAAUAAUGCAAGUAUAAAAAUACUGCCCAUUAAUUUGGUUUUUACGGAUAUUUACCCAGCUUAUGUUGAUGGUCAUUGUAUGAAUGAUGAAGCUAGAGCCAGGGAUCACAGAUGCUGGCUUAUUGGAGCAUUUGUCAGGCAUCUCACAGCUCAACUCCUCUUCUCUAGAGCUUGAGCUACAUGAUGUAAAACAGGAGCCAUUAGAUGAGGCUGUGCCUGACGUGGCGGCGGGGUUCGUCCUCCGGGACGAAGAUGGAAAUGAGCACCAGCUGGACGUUGUGACAGCAGCUGUUGCCUCAGACGAUCCGUUCCUGUGUUUGGACUUUAUACCGGAACCGGAUCCCGCCUCCGAACCGGAACCGGAUCCCGCCUCUGAACCGGAUCCCGCAUCUGAACGGGAACCGGAGGAUGCCGCUGACUCGCCCGGACCGGGUGAGCGCGAUGGAGAACCAGGUGGGAGCGAUGACGCCCCAACUGACCGUCCCAGCCCGGCAGAACGACCCUCUGCCGGCGAAAGAACCCGUGCUGGUGCAAGUAAAGCAAAGUCCGGUGGGAAGAGAACGACAAAGAAGCGCUCCUCGGCGCAGCGUGAUGCAGACAAGAGGCCAAAGCCCACGAGACGGUGUGCCUGCCUGUACUGUGGCGCUGAGGUGUUUAAAAUCUCGCGACAUUUGGCGAGAAGGCACUCAAAUGAAAAAGAGGUCAUUGAUGCGCUGAAAUACCCAAAGUAUUCAAAGGAAAGAAAGGAGCUGUGGCUAAGUGUCGUGAAAAGAGGCAAUUUUCAACAUAAUGUCAAGGUGAUGGCAGCUGGUAAAGGUGAAAUCAUCCCGGUGAAACGAAAGUGGAAAAGGAAUUAUACUGUGCAGAAAGAUGAGUGUGCACGAAAUGAUGAGUAUGCAUCAUGCGACCAGUGUUUCGGUUUCUACUUACGAAGUACGCUGCUCCUACACAAGAUGAGGGUCCAUGGCGUGGAGCAUCCCCAACAGCAGAGGCUUUGCGAGAGCCCUGCCAUCGUGGGCCUCGAUGAGCUACUGACAUCAAUGGAAACUGACAGCGUUGGCGUCGCCUGCAAAACGGACAUGUUGAUCUUGAAGUUCGGCGCCAAAGUGCUCUCAAAGCUGGGACCUUUGGCCAUCGACAAGGCAAAGAUCUGUCGAAGGAUGCGUGAGCUGGGGGAAGUGCUUGUCGAAGUUCGCAAGCGCCGCGAGGGCGUGUCGCUGCAGUCGUGUCUGGAUCCGGCGAGGUUCAAGGAGCUGACAUCGGCCGUGUGGAGGCAGGCGAGACGCUGAGGGAUCGGACACAACGCGCGUGCGUUCGCCAGGACCGUGGGCAAGUCCCUGAGCUCGUGCGCCCGGAUCUUGGUCACCCUCGCGAAGACCGCCGAAGACGCCAAGCUGAAACAGGGGGCUGUGGGUUUUCUGGAUCUGUACGAGAGGCAGUGGCGUGUGAUGACUGGGGUGAUAGCUGAGGAAUCUCUCGGUAAGUCUGUCUCCGUCACAAGCAGGUCGCCGAGGCUGGGGACCUCGGAAAGGGACAGACGGCGACGGUCUUCCCGCAGACAUCAACAGCUCACAGAGAAAGUCUCUGGAAAUCAUGGAGCAACUACAUCGGAGCGAACGGAAGUAACGCGAGCGGAAUCGCGUGGCCACGUUCCUGACCGUAGAAGUUCAAUCCCAGAUGAUCAGCGUAUCAACUAUGAGCAGGCUGGGGGACACCCUGGAAGCGACGGUCAACCUGUGGAUCAGCACUCGAAGCGGACUGAGCAUCCAGAGAGCGGCAGAGAACGUACCGCAACCGAAGCACCUCAAAAUAGUACCAGACUACCUGAAGGACAGUGCAAAAACCUCAAUCAACCUGUGCGGCAGCGUCUCGAAAGUCCUCAACAUCCUGAGGUCAACACUGCCAGAGAAACAUCAUCUUCCUCGUUUCAAGACGUUCCCCGAGGCCCUGAGGAACACCUCGAAGGCAACGCCAGAGCUGAGCGGGAGCAUACCGCUCUCGAUGAGAGUGAUUCCACGACGGCUGGUGAACGCACCCUGUUAGCUCCUCGCGAGGGAACCUUACGUCACCACCCGGGCACCAAGCGCAGGAGGUCACCUGUUGGACGCCCUACCUACAAACGCAGGCCCUGGUCGCAGGAGGAGAAGGAAGCCGUCGAACGGAGACUGAACUGGUUCGUUCGUAAGCUCGUGGUUCCCGGGCUGGACUACUGCCGAGCGGCGCUGAAGGAGGAACCGGCUCUGAGUUCACGCACGUGGCGGGACGUGAAGUACUGUGUCUACAACAUGAUCCAGCGGAGGAAGCGACACGGAGACUGUGCCGAAGACUCGGACUGAUGUGUGUUUUGGAUUCAGCUGCCUGAGGAUGAAAAGUGGACUGAGGUGUGGUUUUCUGAUCCGCCCUGAUUAGCUGCCGUGAAGACCGAAGGAUCUCUGUCGCGGGGAGUUGUACAAAACGCUACGUCAAAGAUAAUGUGUGACAAUGAGUUGAAUGCAUUACGUGUUCUGACUCUGAUGUGCGACAUUUGUGUGCCAUACUGUUACUUCUAUUGUGAGGAGCAUAUUGCUAGUAUUUUGUGGUAUCACUGAGACAACGCUUGUAUUACAUUGUUCUUUCAUCAGAAGGCGCUAGUUCUUUCAUCUCACACCUAGUACCUGCGCAUUUUUGCUGGAGUUCAUUCGUCAUAAGACGCUUGCUUGAUCGUCAAUAAAGGAGAUACUUUGUAA